AUGAAUAUUGCUUUUUGUAUAUGUCAGUUGAGAGCACAAAGAUUGCAGACCCUAAGUUACGAAGAGAGACUUGAAUUGUGGAAUUUGGAAAAUGAACAAUUUGCAGAGUUAGUAAUUCAACCAACACUCACUUACUAUCAGAGAUAUUUUGAAAGAGCACCAGUACAAACUGAAGGAGGUUUGUGA
Messenger RNA from Thlaspi arvense, 186 nucleotides. The record is from the annotation of a GenBank genome assembly. Lineage: Eukaryota; Viridiplantae; Streptophyta; Magnoliopsida; Brassicales; Brassicaceae.